Molecule: messenger RNA, 1434 nt
Organism: Chanos chanos (milkfish)
Lineage: Eukaryota; Metazoa; Chordata; Actinopteri; Gonorynchiformes; Chanidae
Gene: drc4
Product: dynein regulatory complex subunit 4
Exons: 10
Coding region: 73-1434 (453 amino acids)
Biological process (GO): flagellated sperm motility
Cellular component (GO): motile cilium; Golgi apparatus; microtubule
Molecular function (GO): small GTPase binding; microtubule binding
Source: RefSeq, a predicted model, not a curated record
AAAAAGAAAGGGGGAAACAAACCAGCCAAAGGCAAGACUCCGACAGUGGUAGAUGGGCUGUCGACGGAGGAAAUGUCUAAGGAACAGCUGGAGGAACAUAUUGUUCGUCUACGAGAGGAGCUAGACAGGGAACGGGAGGAGCGCAACUAUUUCCAGCUGGAGAAGGACAAGGUCCAAACCAUGUGGGAGAUCACCAAGAGAGUACUGGAGGAGAAGAACGCUGACCUUAGGAACAAGGACAGAGAGAAGGAGGAGGCAGAACAACGCCACCAAGUAGAAAUACAGGUUUAUAAACAGAAGGUAAAACAUUUGCUGUAUGAACACCAAAACGGCAUCUCAGAAUUGAAGGCUGAAGGAGUGGUGGCCACCAAGCUGAUGCAGAAAGAACAUGUGGAGCUGGAGAAUGAGCUGCGGAAGGGAAUGCGUGCUCUGAAAGUCGACUUCAAAGAGCAGGUGUUCUCCAAUGAGAACCUGGUCGAGAGCCUCAAACUGAAACAUGAUGAAGAAAUUACUGUAUUAAGAAAUGAUUUUGAACGACAUGUCCGAGAAAUUGAGGCCAAAUAUGAAAAGAAGAUGCAGAUCCUGCGUCAGGAACAAGAUCUCAGGCGUAAGACCGAGAUCCAUGAGAUAGAGGAGAGAAAAAACAGCCAGAUCAACACACUGAUUAAAAACCAUGAGAAAGCUUUCACAGACAUCAAGAAUUACUACAGCGAUAUCACUGUCAGCAACCUGAACCUCAUCAAAACACUCAAGAAUCAACACGACGAGAUGAAGAAGAAGCAGAGCAGGCUGGAGAAAGAGAUGGCUGAAGUGUUACUGCAGAAUAAAAAUCUGACAGAGCCCUUGCAAAAGGCUAAAGAGGAGGUCACUGAACUCAAGAAACAGCUGGCCAACUAUGAGAAAGACAAAGCGUCCCUGGCCGGGGCCAAAGCACGUCUUAAGGUAGCGGAGAAAGAGAUAAAGAGUCUGAAAUGGGAAAAUGAAGAGCUGGAACAGAGGUUCACUAAGGUCCAGGCAGAGCGUGAUGAACUGUACCAAAAAUUCACCAAGGCCAUCCAGGAAGUGCAGCAGAAAAGUGGCUUUAAGAACAUGCUGCUGGAGAGAAAGCUGGGAGCUCUGACAGACACCCUGGAGAAGAAAGAGGCCCAGCUCAGUGAAGUCUUGCGUGCUGCCAACUUAGACCAGACAGCAGUCGACAGCAUGACCCGCAAGUUUGAGGAAAUUGUGAACUCCAAAACCACUACAAUCAAAGACCUACAAUAUGAGCUGGCUCGGGUUUGUAAGGCUCAUAACGACCUGCUACGUUCAUAUGAAGCUAAACUGCAGGCAUUUGGUAUCCCAGUGGAAGAGUUGGGUUUCAAGCCACUGGAGACUAAUGUGGCUGGGCAGACUCUGGGUCAGGGCCCUGCAGGUCUGGUGUCUACACCCACAUAA